This is a messenger RNA of Prunus armeniaca (apricot), 2193 nucleotides long. The record is from the annotation of a GenBank genome assembly. Lineage: Eukaryota; Viridiplantae; Streptophyta; Magnoliopsida; Rosales; Rosaceae.
AUGGAAGCUCAAAAAAGGGGAUCAGCGAAAGGAAAGCGCAAGGCCGAGAGUAAUGUGCAACAAUCAAGAGUUGGUCGAGAUGCAUUUUUUAAUUUCAUGAAAAAAGAACAACUUGAAAUGGGGAAAGGGGCCAAUGCAAAGUUGGACAGUAAGAUUGCUAACAAGUGGAGGAAAUUGAACCCUACAGAGAAGGCAACAUAUGGUGCUGCCUUGGAAGGUUCGAGUGGAAAAGUACAAGGUUCGACUGGGCAAGUAGACGACUCAGUGAAUGAGAUGGGUUUUAUCACUAGAUGCAGCCCGGACCGAUUCCAUCGUACGGUGGAAAAAUUGUCGAAUGAGAAGCGGUUAGCAAUUAAUGCUAUUGGGUUCGGUAAUAUGGCAUCAUUGUCCUGCACUCGUUUACAUCGCCAACUAUGCCAAUUUUUGAUUCAAAGGUUCAAUCUUGAUACGUCCUCUAUAGAACUGCACGACAAUGUGUUUGGAAUAGGUGCCGUUGAGUUUGGGCGUGUUAUGGGGCUUAAGAACACCGGCGAGGAUGUUCAACUGGACUGUGCUGUAGAAGAUGAAAAGGUGAAACAGUUAGUGAAGAGUUUCGGUGGAAAUGGCAAGAGAGUAUUAGUAAAGGGUUUAGCAGAACAAUUGGAAAAGUGCGAACAUGUGGAUGAGGACUUUAAAGUUCGAUUCGUGAUGUUUGCACUUGGCACUGUACUUUGCCCUACAUCUUCACCAUCAGUGAUCGGGAACUAUUUAACUUUCUUGACGAUCCCAGGGAAGAUAGAGACCAAGAACUGGGCCGACCAUGGAUUCAACUUCUUAUGUGAAGGUGUUAGGUCGUUCCAAGCGAAGAAAGUUUCAUAUGUAAAUGGGUCAUUGCUUUUUCUCCAACUAUUCUAUUUCGAUUCAAUUCUCCAUGGUGGAGUAUAUGUUGAUAAGUCUUUGGAUCCCAUUGUGUCAUGGGACAAUAAGUCGGUGUGGAAAAUGAUUAAAUGGGUUAGAAAACAAGGUGGGUUUGAUAGUCAUACCGUUCGGGUUGUUUCAAAGCACCGUCCAACGAAUGAAGUGUCCGGAGUCAACAUUGAAAGAAUUGUUGAACAAGUUGCUAUCAGAUUGGCGCCGAUAAUACAUGCGGAGGUGAAGCGAUCAGUAUUGGAACUCACCGACAAGGUAAUGAGUGAAAUGAGAUCCUUCAUGAAAGACGCAAGACAACAUCUUCAUCCGGCACAUGAAGAUGUAAAUGAAACUGAGGACGGGGCAUUGAAAAUACGAGAUCAAGGUGUUGAGAAUGUUGUGAAGAAGAAGGGUGAAGAAUGUAGCCAAUUAAAGGAGAAAGGUGCAGUUGAUGAAAAAAAUCCUUGGACGCCAUUACCGGAUGGACAGAGUUUCAGUGAACCCAAGUUGAAAAUUGGUGUGGAAAAGAGGAAGUUCACAAAAUCAGCCCGUGGUGAUCAUAGUGGCAUUAAAACACGUCGAACAGCCGAAAGGCGUCCAGGGCUUCAUUGUAGAGAGCCAUGGGUUGACCCUUCAAACGCAAAAGGAAAGGCUGUGGUAGCAAACAUCUCUCCUCAGCCAUGGUCAGCGCGAAUACCAUACUGGGCCGCUGAAAAUGAAAGUAAACUUGUGCGGAUACCCCGUGGGCAAGAUAGCCCAGAUCUACCAUUACUUGAUGGUGUCACGCAUGUCACUCCUGAAGCUGCAACCGAGCUUUUAGACCUAAUUGCUGGGUUGAAUGUUGUACUAUUUUCAACUGCAUUGGAAGCAAGUGUAGAGAUCAGGCGCCUACGGCAAGAGAUUGAGAAAUUGAAGAACACCUCGGGAACAACCAUUGCGAGUUCGGGUCUUGUUCAACACGUCGUAGAUGAUGAUGUAGAACAUGAGUUUCGCACAAAAUUUAAACAUGACAUAGGUAGAAAGGGAAAGACCAAACUUGUGAUACAAGAAGAGCAUGAAGAAGAUGAGGAAGAGGAAAAGGAGGAAGAAGAAGAGGAAGAAGAGGAAGAUGAAGAUGAAGAGGGAGAUGACGAGGAAGUUUGGAUUGAAGACGGGGCUGAGGAUGAGGAUGAGGAUGCGGAUGCGGAUGAGGACGGGGCCGCAGCUAAGGGUAAUCCGGAUGCAAAACAACACUCCACAGACCAAAAACGCAAAUGUGAGAAAAGUCUUCGUUCACGUACCCCAAAGAGAAAGAAAACCAUGUAA